AUGAAGAGCCCACACCUGUCACUGCGGAUGGCACAGUGGCUCUCUUUCUUCUCCGAGAUCAACUUCGUGGUGCACUACAAGCCAGGCAAGACUUACAUUCUUGCUGACGCACUGUGGCAACGUCCAGAUUACGAUCCUCGUAUGGCACUGAGUCGUCAGGCAAUUGACGACGACGAUGAAGACGAUCGAUGUGUGACUUGUGUGUCGUUAAAUCUAACUCAGGUCACACCCGAGUUACGCCUUUUCGAUGAAAUUGUCGCGGCUUACGCAAACGAUCCAGUUUACGCGGACAUAAUGAUCUAUCUGCGCGCUCCCAGUGAUGCUGCACUGGAGCUCUUUCGCGAACGAAGCGUGAACACAUUCGACGAUACAGCAUGA
Messenger RNA from Peronospora matthiolae, 378 nucleotides. NCBI's taxonomy places the organism in Eukaryota, Oomycota, Peronosporomycetes, Peronosporales, Peronosporaceae. The record is from the annotation of a GenBank genome assembly.